AUGGGUGGGGUGAAAUGGCAUGACACCAUCAAGUCGCUGGAGGGCUGCACCCUGGAUGGACAACCGGUUCCCUUGAGAUCCGUCAAUUUGGCCCUGCGAACCGAAAAGCGUUGGGCUCGAAGUUUGGAGCUGCUGCAACGCCUUCAUGCUUGGCGCCUGCGUGGUGACACGGUGACCCUCAACAGCUGCCUGCGGAGUUGGCCCUGGCGGCGAGGUAUGGCCAUGAUGGCCACAUCGCAGGUGGACGUGAUCACAUGCAACACUGGCAUCGCUGAAAUUGGCCCCUGGCCUGGGACCUUGGUGAUGUUCGACAGCUUUCAGCGCAGCAUGGUGCAGGCCGACACCAUCACCUUCAAUUCCUUGCUGAGCCGAGUUUGGACGCUAGCAGGGUGCCUCCUUCACAUGCGAGGUCGUUCUCUGGAGACCAAUGUGGUCUCCUACAAUGCCAGCAUCCACGCGUCCGAAGGAGAUUGGCGAAAGUCCCUGGACUUCCUGCGGCAGAUGCUUCGGGAAGGCCUGGCUGACAUCAUCAGCUUCGGCAGUGGCAUCUCUGGCUGUGGCAAGGCCACCCAGUGGCAGGGUGCCAUUCACCUCUUGGCCGCGCUCCCUUCCCAACGCCUGGCAGUGAGUGCUGUUGCCAUGAACUCCGCCAUUGCGGCCGGGCCCUGGCACUGCUCCACUAGCUUGCUCCGCAAGGGCAGAAGUGCCACCGUGGUGUCGUACAACGCCCUGGCGGCUGCGUGCGAGAAGUCCAGCCAAUGGACAUCCACCUUGCUGCUUUUGGAGUCCCUCCUUUUGCAUGGCUUCCAGUGGAAUCUGGUGAUGUUCAACACAGCCAUCAGUGCCUGUGAGACCUGCAACUGGUCGAUGGCCGAAGCCCUGCUGGGAGACCAUGGCCUGCCAUUGGCUGAUGUGGUGACCUUCAAUGCCAUGCUGAGUGCCUCAGGGCAGAGCCAGAAAUGGCAUCGAUCUCUUGACAUCUUGGAGCACCUCCAGCACAGCCACGUGGAGGCAUCAGUGGUCACCUUUAACUCGACCAUCGGCGCAUGCGCUUCCUGGGUGCGCGGCUGCUUGCUGCUGUGUGAUCUUGCGGAUGUAGUGACCUGCAAUGCCAUGAUCAACACCUGCAGCACUUGGGAAACGGCCUGGUGGCUGCUUGGUGCCAUCUCGGACCGGCGAUGCGCCGGCAACGCUGUGAGCUGUGGCACGGUGGUCGCCCGUUGCCGCGAGCAGUGGCGAACAGCUUGGCAUUUGCUGGCGCAGAUGGAGCGCCAAGUGCAAGGCAACGAGGUGGUCUACAGCGCACUGCUCAGCUGCUGCGAGCAGGGCGAGGAUUGGCGCGCUGCCUUGGCUGUGCUGGCGCGGAUGCAGGAGAAAUCUCUGCAGGCGAAUGUGAUUGCCAUCAAUGCUGCAAUCAGUGCCUGUGAGAAAUGCAAACGGUGGAGCGAAGCCUUGUCUUUGUUGCAAGCUUUGCAAGCCCAGCGACAGGAUGACGUGGUGAGUCACAGCGCCGCCAUCGGCGCCUGCCAGCUGUGGCCCUUGGCCCUGUGGCUCUUUGCGACGAUGGCGCGGGCACCCGACGUGCAGUGCUGCAACGCAGUGGUUGGGGCGUUGACCGGUGCCACCCAGUGGGCAAGGGCCUUGGAGACCCUCAGAGCUAUGGGUUCCUACCAGCUGCGAGGCAACGCCAUCACCUUUAAUGCGUGCAUCGAUGCUUGUGAAAGGUCUGAUCGUUGGUGGGAGGUGCUGCUGUUGCUGGCCAACUUGGAUAAACUGAUGGCGCUGGAUCCUGCGCUGAAGGCUGGCUCGCGCUAG
Molecule: messenger RNA, 1815 nt
Organism: Cladocopium goreaui
Lineage: Eukaryota; Dinophyceae; Suessiales; Symbiodiniaceae
Source: the annotation of a GenBank genome assembly